GCGCUGUUCCAGCCUCCUUCCCCCUACCGAGGGCUUUUCCGCUUGUUACGGCUCCCUCCCUCUGCUCCGCAAUUUCUCUUAUCAACGAGCAAGGCGGGCAGGAUGGAUAUUGUGAAUCAGUUGGUUGCAGGCGGACAGUUCAGAGUCCUCAAAGUUCCCCUGGGCUUCAUCAAAGCUCUAGAAUGGAUCUUUGCCAUCUUUGCAUUCUCAACAUGUGGGAGUUACUCCGGGAUGUUCAAGAUGAGUGUGGAGUGUAAAAACAGGACCGAGAGCGACCUGAGUAUAGAAGUGGAAUUCGAGUAUCCUUUCAGGCUUCACCAAGUAUACUUUGACGCCCCAACCUGUAAAGGGGGUCCCCCUGAGCGUCUCUUCCUGGUUGGUAACUACUCUUCCUCGGCAGAGUUCUUCGUCACCAUCGGUGUGUUUGCCUUCCUCUACUCCAUGGCUGCCCUCAGCGUCUACGUCUUCGCCCUGGAGAAGUACAGAGAGAACAACAAGGGACCACUCAUCGAUUUUGGCGUGACGUGUGUGUUCACCUUCAUGUGGUUGGUCAGCUCCGCUGCGUGGGCGAAGGGCCUGUCGGAUGUCAAGGCGUCCACGGACCCAGAGAAAGUGGUGGAUCUGAUCUCAGCCUGCGACGAGGAGGGGAACCGCUGUCGUGAAGUUCACGACCCCGUCAUGUCUGGACUCAACACCUCCGUCUGUUUUGGCUUCAUGAACCUGGUGCUGUGGGGAGGAAACCUGUGGUUCGUCUUUAAGGAGACCGGCAUCAUCGCCCCCUUCAUGCGUGCCCCUCCUCCCCAGGAGAAGCAGCCCGCCCCAGACUCGUACGGUCAGCAAGCGGGGUACGAGCAGGACCCGUACGCCGGUUCCCAGGGGGGCUACCAGCCAGAAUACAACCAGCAGCAGCAGGGGUACAACCAGGAGGGCGGAGAGUACGGACAGGCCCCCACCUCCUUCGCCAAUCAGAUGUGAGGGGGAGGAGGAAAGAGGAAGUGUGGAGGCAGCUGGCGACAGAGAGUCAGAGGGGAGAGACUCGAGAGCGUGGUGCCUGAAAACUACAGUACCCACAAUGCCACACUCCUUCCUGUGUGUUUGUUUGUGCAUAUGUCUGUGUGCUGAGUAAAUGAGGGAGGGAGGAGGGGUAGAGAGUUACCGAAACACAAAAACGGAAGGGAACAGGGAGGGGGGAGGGACUAGAUGUUAGUUAUUGUAACUGGGGAAAAAAAGACAUGAAGAAAAACUUGAACACAAAACGUGGAAAAAUAUUUUAAAAAUAAAAUAAAAUAAAAAUUGAUUACAAUGUUGAUAAUAUUAAUAUUAAAAUCUGAGAGAAUGUAUUUGUUUGUGCUUUAUAGAUGUCACUAUGAACAAAUAUAUAGACAAAUAUUUGGUAAUGCUAUAUAUGGAACUAUUCAAAUGUUUGUUUUUGAGUUUAGUAAAUAAAUAAUCGUAACAAUAAUUCUGCCAAACAAUGAUUGCUCCUCCUCGCAACAGUUUGCACUUUUUUUAAAUUUUAUUUUGGUACAAAUUCUUCUUUGUAAUUUGAUCAAAUGUUUUAUUUGAUUAAUCUCCUUGGUUUUGUUGUGUUCCUACAUCGGUGAGAUAUAUUACAGAGGAAUAGAGAAGAGGUUGAUGGACUAAAACCAGUGUCAUUAUAUAUACACUGGCCAUGAAAACAAAUCAAACACGACCAAAAGAGUCAUUAAGGAAUCAUUGCUUUACAGUAGGAAUACAGUAAAGUCCAUGCAUUACAGUAGGAAUACAGUAAAGUCCAUGCAUUACAGUAGGAAUACAGUAAAGUCCAUGCAUUACAGUAGGAAUACAGUAGUCCAUGCAUUACAGUAGGAAUACAGUAAA
This is a messenger RNA of Oncorhynchus gorbuscha (pink salmon), 1860 nucleotides long. It is a transcript of the gene sypa, whose product is annotated as synaptophysin a. Bases 103 to 975 code for a protein of 290 amino acids. Gene Ontology annotation, cellular component: presynaptic active zone; synaptic vesicle; synaptic vesicle membrane. The record is from RefSeq and is a predicted model, not a curated record. NCBI's taxonomy places the organism in Eukaryota, Metazoa, Chordata, Actinopteri, Salmoniformes, Salmonidae. The transcript is spliced from 7 exons.